Musa acuminata subsp. malaccensis (wild Malaysian banana) is the source of this 2216-nucleotide messenger RNA. Its product is annotated as cold-responsive protein kinase 1. Gene Ontology annotation, biological process: protein phosphorylation. The record is from RefSeq and is a predicted model, not a curated record. Gene Ontology annotation, molecular function: ATP binding; protein serine/threonine kinase activity. NCBI's taxonomy places the organism in Eukaryota, Viridiplantae, Streptophyta, Magnoliopsida, Zingiberales, Musaceae.
CGUCACCCAACAACGGUGUCCAGAGCAUGUAUCGUAUCAUGCACCGCAUCAUAGUUGUGGUGGUUCUACUAUGGAGGAGUCGGGUCACCGCCGACCCGCAGACCACGCUCCUUAACGCCGGCUGCAGUCAGUAUAACGCAAGCGGCAACGCCGCCUUCGUCGCCACUCUCAACGAGACCCUCGCGGACCUGCGCUCCUCCCUCUCUUCCGCGGCCGCCGGCACCUCCGCCGCUAGCUUCGCCACCGCGCAGCGCCCCCGCGCCGCCGACCCCGUCUACGCGCUCUUCCAGUGCCGCGCUUACCUCUCCUCCGCCGACUGCCUCGCUUGCCUCUCCGUCGCCGAGGCCCGUAUCCGAAGAUGCGGCAACGCCAACGGCGCCCGCGUCAUCUACGACGGGUGCGUCCUCCGCUACGAGAGCUCUACCUUCUUCGACCAGACUACGCUCCCCGGUAACGCUGGCGUCUGCAACGGCAGCGCUGCGUCCGACGCGGGGUUCUCCGAGGCGGCGAAGGCGCUGGUGAGGGACCUGACCAGCGCCACGCCGAGGGUCUCGGGGUUCUUCGCGGCGGCGGAGAGGGAUGGGGUCUUCGCCGUGGCGCAGUGCGUGGAGACGGUGAACGAGGAGGGCUGCGCCCAGUGCCUCACGGUGGCGGACGCGAACAUCGAGAGUUGCCCACCGGACACCGACGGGCGGUCGGUGGACGCCGGGUGCUUCAUGAGGUACUCCAGCAAGUCCUUCUUCCCGGCCAACCAAACCGUGGAUCUCUCCCAGUUCUUGAGUUCAGGGAAGUCAAACAAGAAGGGAGCCAUAAUUGGAGGAGUUGUUGGAGGAAUCUGUGGUUUGUUGCUUCUAGCGAUCGUAGCACUCCUGUGGAUCAAAAGAUCCCGAAGACGCCAAGGGUUUCGAACAGGAGAUUUAUUAGGGGCAACAGAAUUACAGGGUCCACUAAAUUUCCAUUACAAGGAUCUAAAAGCUGCUACAAAUAAUUUCAGUGAAGAAAAUAAACUAGGAGAAGGAGGGUUUGGAGAUGUAUACAAGGGUACACUGAAAAAUGGUAAAACGGUUGCCGUCAAGCGAUUGGCAAUUGCACAAAUCAGCAGGGCAAAGGCAGAUUUUCAGAGUGAGGUGAAGCUUAUUAGCAAUGUUCAUCACAGAAAUUUAGUUCGCUUGCUUGGAUGUUCUAGCAAAGGCCAAGAUUUGCUUCUUGUCUAUGAGUACAUGGCAAAUAGCAGUCUUAAUAAGUUCAUAUUUGGUGAUAGACAGGGAUUCCUCAACUGGAAACAGAGAUUUAACAUAAUUGUCGGCAUGGCUCGUGGUCUUGCUUACCUGCAUCAGGAGUUUCAUGUUUGUAUCAUACAUCGUGACAUAAAAUCUAGUAACAUUCUGCUUGAUGAUGAUUUCCAGCCAAGAAUUGCAGAUUUUGGCCUUGCACGACUUUUACCAGAGGACCAGAGUCAUCUCAGCACUAAAUUUGCUGGCACUUUGGGAUACACAGCACCUGAGUAUGCAAUUCAUGGCCAGCUAUCUGAAAAGGUUGAUACCUAUAGCUUCGGUGUUGUUGUCCUUGAAAUAAUCAGUGGCCGGAAGAGCAAUGAUGCACAACUGGAACCUGUUAUUCAAUACCUUCUUGAAUGGGCUUGGAAAUUAUAUGAAAGCGGCGAUUCGAUCGAUUUGGUGGACAGAAGCUUAGAUCCUACUGAAUAUUCCCCAGAAGAAAUGAAACGAAUUGUCAAAAUAGCUCUUCUCUGCACGCAAUCCACUGUGUCUGCAAGGCCAACCAUGUCCGAGGUUGUGGUUUUGCUGCUUAGCGAAGGUGACCAUGACAGGCUCCAGCCAACAAGGCCUACGUUCAUAGACGCCACAAGUAGGGUUCGCGGAGAUGGAUCGACCUCCACUGGCUCGUCUUCUACCUCCAAUGCUACUGUCUCUGCAUCACAGUUUUCUGCUCGCUGAAGUUCAGCAGCAGUGAAAUAUAUGGUAACUCAUGAAUAAAAAUGGUGUAAUUCUGUAUAGUAUGUAGUCAAGAACGUGUAUCAAAUGAAACUAAGGACUGGAUUGUCAUGAUUGGGGUACCUUAAAAAAUCAAGAAAAUAGUAAAAAAAAUUCAUAUAUUGUACUGUCAAGAAGCCAAUGACAGAAAGAAAAAAAAAAUACUUAAACAAUAUUUUGGUGGCUUUUAUAUGUGAAAAUGCUAAAGGCAGAGUUUGAUGUCCA